AAGAUCAUUUAAAUACCGUGUGCGCAUCCGCAUUUCAUGUAAAAGAGUAGUUAGCGUGAAUAAAGUGAGUAAGAUUAGUAAAGUGCCCAAAUUAACGUGUGUUGCAGAUGUGAUGCGUCGAUUAAUCUCUGAAUAAAUUGAAUGAGAAUGACUGGUCAAACAACUCACUGGUAUCCAGAGAGACUCCUGAUUCCCUCUUUAUUGGAACCCCACUCUCUGAUUGUCCUGAACAACCCCCUGUCCAAAUUGGACCCUCUGUUUUCCCAGUUGUGGAAGAAGUCCACCUUGAAGGUGGCGGCUGAUGGCGGUGCGAAUGUGCUUUAUGACAUGUGUCUGCUGCCCGACUUCGUUGUAGGGGAUCUUGAUUCAAUCAAAUCAAUUGUCCGAGAUCAUUUUACGAAGGAAUCAGUUGUAAUUUCCCAAAUCAAAGAGCAAAAUUCGACUGAUUUCGAAAAAUGUCUAAGAACAAUCUUAGAAGAAAGCAAAUGCGACAGGAAUCCAAGCGAUUUUCCAAAAGCUGAUAAUCACGGAAUCAUUGCACUUUGCGCCUUGCAAGGAAGAAUUGACCAUGUUUUGAGCCAGUUAAACACACUUUAUAAACAUUCCUGCAAAACAUUCGAAGUUGGCCAAAGACAUUUGCCCAAAAAAGAACUAUUUUUGAUAUCGGAACAAUCUGUUGCUUGGGUUCUGCAGCCCGGAGCACAUACGAUACAUGUGAAUACUUGUCCGUCUCAAACAUGUGGUCAUGUGCCUUUGUUCACAUCUGUGCGGAAAAUUACUACAAGAGGGCUGAAGUAUGACGUCACAGACAUGCAUAUGCAGAUGGGCGGACUGAUCAGCACUUCGAAUUCCUACAUGGCAAAUAAAGUUCAUAUAGACAAUUCAGAUCCAGUGCUGUGGAUGAUGAACUUUGACAUUGAAGAUCCAGUCUAUUGGACUAGCUGAACCUUAAUAAUUCGCUUUGAUAUUUUGA
Molecule: messenger RNA, 973 nt
Organism: Symsagittifera roscoffensis
Lineage: Eukaryota; Metazoa; Xenacoelomorpha; Acoela; Convolutidae
Product: thiamin pyrophosphokinase 1-like
Exons: 2
Coding region: 142-945 (267 amino acids)
Biological process (GO): thiamine metabolic process; thiamine diphosphate biosynthetic process
Molecular function (GO): ATP binding; thiamine binding; thiamine diphosphokinase activity
Source: RefSeq, a predicted model, not a curated record